GGACGCCGCCGAGUAAGCAUCGUUAAAGUCACCCCUCCCGCGGUCGUCAUGUCUAAGUCAGAGUCUCCCAAAGAGCCUGAACAGCUGCGGAAGCUCUUCAUCGGAGGUUUGAGCUUUGAAACAACCGAUGAGAGUCUGAGGAGCCAUUUUGAGCAAUGGGGAGCGCUCACAGACUGUGUGGUGAUGAGAGACCCAAACACCAAACGCUCCAGAGGCUUUGGGUUUGUCACCUAUGCCACUGUGGAGGAGGUGGAUGCAGCCAUGAAUGCAAGGCCACACAAGGUGGAUGGAAGAGUUGUGGAACCAAAGAGGGCUGUCUCAAGAGAAGAUUCUCAAAGACCUGGUGCCCACUUAACUGUGAAAAAGAUUUUUGUCGAUGGUAUUAAAGAAGACACUGAAGAGCAUCACCUAAGAGAUUAUUUUGAACAGUAUGGGAAAAUUGAAGUGAUUGAAAUCAUGACUGACCGAGGCAGUGGCAAGAAGAGAGGCUUUGCUUUUGUCACCUUUGAUGACCAUGACUCUGUAGACAAGAUUGUCAUUCAGAAAUACCAUACUGUGAAUGGCCACAACUGUGAAGUAAGGAAAGCCCUAUCUAAGCAAGAGAUGGCUAGUGCUUCAUCCAGUCAAAGAGGUCGAAGUGGUUCUGGAAACUUCGGUGGUGGUCGAGGAGGUGGCUUUGGUGGGAAUGACAACUUUGGUCGUGGAGGAAACUUCAGUGGUCGAGGUGGCUUUGGAGGCAGUCGUGGAGGAGGAGGAUAUGGUGGCAGUGGGGAUGGCUAUAAUGGAUUUGGUAAUGAUGGAAGCAAUUUUGGAGGUGGUGGAAGCUACAACGAUUUUGGCAAUUACAACAAUCAAUCUUCAAAUUUUGGACCCAUGAAAGGAGGGAACUUUGGAGGCAGAAGCUCUGGCCCCUAUGGUGGUAGAGGUCAAUACUUUGCCAAACCACGAAACCAAGGUGGCUAUGGUGGUUCCAGCAGCAGCAGUAGCUAUGGCAGUGGCAGAAGGUUUUAAUUACUGCCAGGAAACAAAGCUUAGCAGGAGAGGAGAGCCAGAGAAGUGACAGGGAAGCUACAGGUUACAACAGAUUUGUGAACUCAGCCAAGCACAGUGGUGGCAGGGCCUAGCUGCUACAAAGAAGACAUGUUUUAGACAAUACUCAUGUGUAUGGGCAAAAAACUCGAGGACUGUAUUUGUGACUAAUUGUAUAACAGGUUAUUUUAGUUUCUGUUCUGUGGAAAGUGUAAAGCAUUCCAACAAAGGGUUUUAAUGUAGAUUUUUUUUUUUUUGCACCCAUGUUGUUGAUUGCUAAAUGUAAUAGUCUGAUCAUGACGCUGAAUAAAUGUGUCUUUUUUUAAAUGUGCUGUGUAAAGUUAGUCUACUCUGAAGCCAUCUUGGUAAAUUACCCCAACAGUAUGAAGUUAGAAUUCCUUCAGGGUGAUGCCAGGUUCCAUUUGAAAUUUAUUUACAACCUGCUUGGGCUCAGUCAGAAGCCAUUGUCUUCAGAAACCUUGGUGUAGUUGAAUUGACAGUUACUGUGUUGGUGAUCUGGAGCUCACCAUUAAAAGAAUCACCCAAGCAGAGUCUGGAGUUUAUUUGGUGAUUAAUGAUUGUUGGCACAUCCUAUGCAAUAUAUCUAAAUUGAAUUAUGGUACCAGAUAAAAUUAUAGAUGGGAAUGAAGCUUGUGUAUCAUCCAUUAUCAUGUGUAAUCAAUAAACGAUUUAAUAUCCUCUUGAAAAAAAAAAAAAA
Rhinolophus ferrumequinum (greater horseshoe bat) is the source of this 1747-nucleotide messenger RNA. Its product is annotated as heterogeneous nuclear ribonucleoprotein A1-like. Gene Ontology annotation, molecular function: RNA binding. The transcript has a single exon. Lineage: Eukaryota; Metazoa; Chordata; Mammalia; Chiroptera; Rhinolophidae. The record is from RefSeq and is a predicted model, not a curated record. The coding region runs from base 49 to 1011 and encodes 320 amino acids.